Molecule: messenger RNA, 996 nt
Organism: Symbiodinium pilosum
Lineage: Eukaryota; Dinophyceae; Suessiales; Symbiodiniaceae
Source: the annotation of a GenBank genome assembly
GUCUGCAGCCUGAGCCUGGAUGGAAUCCUCCACGGGCCUUGCACGGCAGCGCCGCGACGGGGCCCAGAGGCGCAGCGGUCGAGGCACUUCCAACAGCUUUGUGCUCGCCGUCACCGGAUGGAAUCAGCCUCCAAACCAGCACCCGCUGUGGCGGACGCCGAGUGCUGCUGGCUGAUGCCGCGGGAGGACAAAGAUCUGGUUGUUGCGGAUGCUGAGGGCAUCGUGCGUGGCAUGAGCGCUGGGCGUCCUGUGGCGCAAACCUGGUCGCCACUGCCGCAAAGGCUGCGCAUCUUCCACCGAAAGAAGGAGCAAAGGAGGCCAACAGUGCCUGAGUUCCCGGUGGCCUGUGCGCAUCCAAACGGCUUUGUCAGUUGGAUCUUGCCUACCCCGCCCACGACCCCAGUUCACAAGUCGACGCCUGCCCCGUUGCAUCCGCCUGUCUGCAGAAUCGACUUAGAAGGACAUGUCCAUGAUGUUGCCGGCCUCAAGCCGCCUCAAUCUCCCGAAGACGCCCAUGCGUGGGAGAGGCUCAAGCUCUUCCAUCGGAAGAGGCAUACGCGCUGGCAGGCUGAGGCAACAGGCCACGUCAACCAUGUUGAAGAUGACUGGGACGAUGUGUAUGUCAACCACUCCGGGGCAGCCACGCCAAUUAUCGACUUCAGUCCACAGAUCCCAUUUGAGAGGACCUGCAGCAUGGAUGAGGAGGGCGUUCUGCAUUGUUCGGAGUCCCACCGCCUUGAGCGGACCUGUAGCAUCGACUCCGAGGGCAUUGUCCAUAACCUGGAGGAGAUUGGCAAUCCGCAGCCUCCGUGCUUGGCCAGCAGGUUGAAGCUCUUCCACCGCAAGAAGCACCUGCGUGACCUGAAAGCCUCGGAGUAUCCUUUCCCGAUGGACGAGGAUCACCAUGCGAGAAUCGUCGCGAGCCUCGACCGUGACGGCAGGAUUCAGGGCUGGCAGGAGUAUGAGGAGGAGCCUUUAAUCGUCCCUGUGAUGUAG